Molecule: messenger RNA, 2070 nt
Organism: Suillus bovinus
Lineage: Eukaryota; Fungi; Basidiomycota; Agaricomycetes; Boletales; Suillaceae
Exons: 14
Coding region: 440-1672 (410 amino acids)
Source: RefSeq, a predicted model, not a curated record
AGGUCACUAAAAAUUCCCACGGGUCAUUCACUGGACUCAAACACUGAAACAGGCUGCGACGAGUUCGUCAUCUCUUUCGUUCCUAUAUUGCCUCCAGGCUCCAUUCCUUUCCAUACCUUCUCAUUGAUUGUUCUUAAUCUGUGCAAGCGCCCGUUUCUCUCCAUCUCUGCACAACCUCCCACAUUCUUUGUACGACUGCCCUGGUUGCUACACACAUUGAUCGUGUUCUAUGAUAGGGAAUUGGAUACAACGCGUGUUCCGGGCGUAACUAGAGUGGAUUUCUCUCAAGGUCAGCAAAGUUUCUCUGACCUUGAAAGAAUGAUCUGUUACGAAGGCGACUUGCCAAUUGAGCGCUGUUCAAAGCUCUGCUAGAACAAUGAAACGAUAUCUUUGAUGACAUGACUCGGUAGACUCUUUCUGCUGUAGCUAGGAUACUGUCAUGCUGCCAAGAUUACGAACAGUUCGAUCUUUCGCGGCAUUCAACAUUCCGCGUGAGUCACUGCUUUGCGAUUUUACCAACAACUUCCGCUUUGAUCUCGUCGGUAUAUCCCUGGAUGCAGAUUUCCUUUUUACAACUUAUGCUGAAACAUUUACUUUGAUCAAUGAAAUAUCAUCCCUCAGAUUUCAUUUCGGCAACUUAAGUGCUGUAUGGUGGUAUAUUAAGCUCGAAUGCCAUCGUUAUACGUUCACCAAGUUCUCUCGCUCACACCCAUCUUCUAAUACUAUGAGCCAAGUCUUGAACGAUCCCAGUUGGUGGCCGGUCAUCAAUGCGAAUAUUAUUAGCAGCUAUUUUACAGUUGCUGCCUGUGCUGCGGUAAUAUACGAUUGGGGAGUAGCAUUCGGACAAGAGGUGGAACUAGUUUGGAGGCAACGCUGGUCCUUGAUGACUGCUAUGUAUCUACUUCUACGAUAUGUUGGAAUAGGGUAUUCUGUGAUGAACAUGUUGGUCAGUAAUCCAACAAUUUCAACGACAAAUGCAGUGCGCCUUAUCAUGGGCGUCACAGUAGACUGGACGAGUGAGGCUGCACAAAUAAUACUAGGUGUCAUCAUGAUUACUCGGUUGCAUGCCAUGUAUCAGCGAUCCAGAAAGGUGCUGAUAUUUCUCGUUGUUAUCUUUCUGGCCAUCAGAAUUGCCAACGUAAUCAUGGUCGCAAUACAAAUGAUGGAAAUUUCAACGGCGGAGGAAAUCAUUCUCUCUGGCACCUAUCAGUGCACGGUUGGCUAUACUGGAGAUUUCCUAUUUCUGGCUUCCAUGACUUGGAUACUUGCCACUGUGUGGGAGGUCUUUGCGCUGUGUCUCGCAGUCUGGAUUGCUGUAAAGCACUUCCGUGAACUUCGACAACACUCAACAGGAAGUGUUAUUGGGGAUUGUUUCACAGUGUUAAUGAAAACUCAUGUCAGUUACUUUGCGAGCUUCCUUGUGAUUGCUUGCUUACAUAUUGGUUUAUUCUCUCCAACCCUUUUAGCGGACUUGCUUUCCUUGGACGUCCAAAUUUAUCUUGGUUUAGCUGAAAUCUUUGGGGUGGUGCAGCUGUCUGUACUUGGACCACGCCUCAUCCUUGAUGUUCGAGAAUACAACGCCAAGCUCGUGGCUGACUCCGAUACAACAAGCACCAUGACUUCGAUUGCUUUCCAGGAACAUGUUCAUGUGGAAACUAGUAGUAGCGUGUAGCUAAGGUUCUUGAUGUGGUUUUUUUUGGCGAUAGGCAGGUAGUUUGCAGGGUGUUUUUAUUUAUUCCAGGUUUUGUUGUGGUACUCAUUUAAGCUAUUCGGUGUUGCGAAAUAGAUGUAUGCCAUACAGGAAGACUUGACGAACUACGAGUAGAGUUCCCUCCCCAACGCAAAGGUUCAUGCGUGCGAUCUUGGUAGUUCUAUCAUGGCUCGUGAAGGUCCGUUCGGUCCGUUCGCCCCUCAUGCCAUUGCUGCAAGAUGGGUGUUUCGGUGAGCUUGUAUUGAGAAGUGACCAACCACUAUAGUAGUGCCAGUGUACUUCAGUUCACCCUAGCCGCUCCAGGUUUACGCAUUGAGCACCUUUAGCACGACUUUGUUCGUUGAUCAGGCUACUUCGUU